Messenger RNA from Acanthoscelides obtectus, 273 nucleotides. The record is from the annotation of a GenBank genome assembly. Lineage: Eukaryota; Metazoa; Arthropoda; Insecta; Coleoptera; Chrysomelidae.
AUGGAAAGAAACGAAACAACACCUCCAUCUUCUACAAAAUCGCUUGAAGCUGGCGAAGAAAAUGAGCUUCUAAUAGAUCAGAAUAUCAGACUCUCUCACCGUUCAACCUCCACCCCCACGGCUGCAAAUCCGAGUCAACGAAUUAUAUCACCGGAGAUGAUAAGACCAUUUUCUAAAGCGGGGCCAAGACAAAACACGAAACGAAAUAAUAGAAAAAUGUCAUCUGCUAUCGUAACCGACUCUCCCGAAAGGAAAAAAAUAGAGGAGAAAUAG